This is a messenger RNA of Peromyscus maniculatus bairdii (prairie deer mouse), 2541 nucleotides long. Lineage: Eukaryota; Metazoa; Chordata; Mammalia; Rodentia; Cricetidae. The record is from RefSeq and is a predicted model, not a curated record.
AUGCACGUCCAGAGCCGGAUGCAUUCCAGGCACUUACGAGCGGGACAGACGUGCGGCGGCGGGAGCGGGAGCCGGGCACAGCGGGAACGCAGGGCCGAGCGGCAGCCCAGCCGGGGAGGGCAGGGCGCCGUCAAGGGCACGGGGAGGGACGCUCGGACCCAGGCCAGUGUGGACCCUGAGCAGAUGGUGCUGAGUUCUCUAAGAAAACAGGCUCAGCAAACCACGAGGAGCAAGCCAAAGGGGAGAACUCCCCAGGCAGACACCACAGUGGCCCUUCCCCUUAGGCCUGCUGGGCCCCCGGACGAGGCAGGGAACCAACCCUUUCACUAUUGGCCCUUCGCCACUAGUGGCCUGUAUAACUGGAAGGCUCAAAAUGUGCCAUUCUCUUGGGACCCCCAAGACUUAACUAACCUUUUGGAGACAGUUUUAUUAACUCACCAGCCCAUAUAGGAUGAUGUAAAUCAACUAUUGGGAGUCCUCUUCACCACGGAGGAGAGAAACUGGAUUCUGGAGAAUGCUCGGAAGCUAGUUCCAGGACCCACGGGUGCCCCCCUAGUGGAUCCUGCCUUGGCAACAGCUGCUUUUCCAUCCACUCGCCCUAACUGGGACUAUAAUAUGGCAGAAGGUAAGGAGAGUCUCCGUGUUUACCGCCAGGCUCUGUUGGCAGGUCUCAAGGCUGCUGCACGCAAGCCUACUAAUAUGGCAAAAAUUUAUGAUGUAAGGCAGGGGGAUGGAGAAAGUCCAGCUGCAUAUUUAGAGAGGUUGAUGGGGACUUUCAAGCAGUACUCCCCAUACAACCCAGAGUCUGAGGAAGCCCAACCAGCAGUUAUUCUAGCCUAUGUGAACCAGGCAGCACCAGAUAUUAGGAAAAAGCUACAGUCGCUAGAAAGACUAGGGGAGAGGAAUCUGAGGGACUUAGUGGCAGUGGCGGAAAAGGUUUAUAACAAAAGAGAGACAGAGGAACAAAAGGAAGAGAGAAGGGAAAGAGAACGUCGUCGAGAGAGAGAGGACAGGAGAGAGAGGAGGCAAGAGAAGAGCCUGACCAAGAUACUGCAACAGCAACAGACACAGAUGGAGAGAGUGCUCCUGGCUGCAGAAGCAGGAAGCUAUGAGAAGGGGAAAAGGUCCCAGCCUAAGCUAGGAAAGAACCAGUGUGCAUACUGCAAGGAAGAAGGACACUGGGCUAGGGAAUGCCCUAAAAAUAGGAGCAAGAGAAAAAUGUCAGUGGGACUAGGAAGGAAGCCAACUUCCAUCCUUGCCGCCCUGGAUGAAGACAGCGACUAGGGAGGAUGGGGCUCGGCCCCCCUUCCCGAGCUUAGGGUAACUCUAAGAGUGGAGGGGAAACCUGUCCACUUCAUGGUGGACACGGGUGCGGAAAGUUCAGUCCUCUUGACACCCGGGGAACCCCUGUCAAGAAAACAAGCCUGGGUACAGGGAGCAACGGGCAGUAAACCUUACCAAUGGACUACCCGAAGAACAGUGGACUUGGGAGUGGGACGGGUAACCCACUCAUUCCUCGUCAUUCCUGAAUGCCCAUACCCUCUUCUGGGGCGCGAUCUGCUGCCUAAAAUGAAGGCACAGAUCCAUUUCACUGAUAAGGGUGCUCAAGACAAACACCCUGAUGGGAGGGCUAUUGGAGUGUUUUUGACAAUGCCUUUGGAGGAAGAAUACCACCUCCAUGAACAAGAGUGGUCCUCCAUCAAAUGUGCAGACAUGCAGAUCUGGCUCCAACAAUUCCCCACUGCGUGGGCUGAGACAGGGGGAAUGGGGUUGGCCAAACAUAGACCCCUAGUCUAUGUGGAACUUAAGACCAAUGCAGACCCAGUGAAGGUCCGCCAGUACCCCAUGACCCUGGAAGCCAAAAAGGGAAUCACCCCCCAUGUGAGACGACUCCUACAAGAGGGAGUCUUGCGGCCCAUUCAGUCUGCAUGGAACACACCGCUCCUACCGGUUAAAAAGCCACAGACGAAUGACUACCGCCCUGUCCAAGACCUUCGAGAAGUUAACAAAAGGGUAAUGGACAUUCACCCCACUGUGCCCAAUCCCUAGCUCCUUCCAGAUAAAGAAUGGUAUACUGUCCUAGAUUUAAAAGAUAAAGACAUUUGGCCUCAACUGCGGGCCCUGUACUCAUCCUCCUCUCCCCCUGAGACUCACAGUUUCGAGCCUGGAGACUGGGUCCUGAUCCAGAGGCAUCAACACAAGUCCCUGGAGCCAUGGUGGAAAGGACCCUACCUCGUCAUCUUGACCACCCCAACGGCUCUCAAGGUGGACGGCAUCUCCACUUGGAUCCACCACACCCACGCCCGACCUGUGGUGCCUGCAGCUGAGGAACAUCCAGCCGGAACCUGGAGAGUGUCCAAGCAUCCUACUGAUCCCUUGAAGUUAAAGCUACUACAGUAUAUGAGACAAAGACUAGGCACCAUACAACUCAUGGUGCAAUGGGGUUAUACUCAAGUCAGGACCACUGAGUACGAGUCAUAUGCAGACCCCGAAGUGAGGUCAUGGGAAUCUCAUGAACUAGAACAAGUUAGGGGCCCAUGA